Paramecium sonneborni is the source of this 1475-nucleotide messenger RNA. The record is from the annotation of a GenBank genome assembly. Lineage: Eukaryota; Ciliophora; Oligohymenophorea; Peniculida; Parameciidae.
AUGUAGUAAGAAUAGAUACCGCAAUAAUAGAAUGUCACUCCAAAAAAGUAUUAAUUAACAACUCCAACAAAAGAUAAGAAAUAAAAUAAAACUAAUUAAUCUACUACAAUACAAUCUCCUAAGAAUAAUGAUUUUUAUUCUCCAAAAAAUGUCAAUCCUUGGAAAACACCUAAAUCUUUAUUAAAAAGUAAUCAUAAAUAAAAUACACCGGAUCAUUGUGUUUAAGCAUCUCCUUACAGUGAUAGAUAUAUUCCAUUAAAUGUUUCAAGAAAUUUAUUUAAUAAGCAAAUAUAGCCAUUUGAAAUAGAAGAGGAAAAUCAAUAUGAAGAACUUUUGAGUGAAAAUGUUUUAGAAAUUGACGAAAAUAAACAUGUAAGUAUUUUAAAUUUCAAUAAAUAAAAACAUGAAAAAGUUUAAUCGUCUAAAUAAUUAGAAACACCAAAAAGAAAGAUAGAUUAACUUCCAAUAAAGGUUUUAGAUGCUCCUGGAUUAGAAGAUGAUUUUUAUUAAGAUACACUUCAUUGGGGAAAAAACAAUCUUAUUGCAGUUGGUUUAUAAAGAUGUGUGUAUUUGUAUAAUGUUGAUAAUUCAAAAGUAUUUUAAUUAGCAGAACCUUUAAAUAAUAAUGAUUCAUCUGCAUAUUAUACAUCUUUGUAAUGGAAUACAAAUGGAUAGAUGUUGGCAAUAGGAUGUUGUGAUGGUUCUUUGAAAUUAUGGGAUUACAAUAAAAAUUCUUUUAUUGGAAUGAUGAAUUUGUCAAAUAAAAGAAUUAGUACAAUAAAUUGGGCAAAUCCUAAUGUAUUUGCUUAUGGUAGUAAGGAUAAGACAAUAAAUAUAUGUGAUAUUAGAGUACCAAAUUAUUAAAUAUGUUAAUUAUUAGGACAUACAUAGGAAGUUUGUGGUGUAACUUUUGAUGGGAAUGAACUUUAAUUAGCUUCAGGAGGUAAUGAUAAUAAAGUUUUUGUUUGGUAAAUGAGAGGAGGUAAUACUAAUGGUAAUAAUUAAUAUAUUUCUUGGGAAAUAAAAUCACAUAAAGCUGCAAUAAGAGCUUUAGCAUGGAAUCCUAAUUCUUGUGGAAUUUUGGCUACUGGUGGUGGAAAUUAAGAUAAAACAAUUAAAAUUCAUAGUUCAUUAACUAAUUAAUAAAUUACAAGUAUUAAUUGUGAUUCACAGGUUUGUAAAUUAAGAUUUUCUAAAAUUGUUAAUGAAUUAGUUUCAACACAUGGUUAUGAGAAAAAUUUAGUAUGUUUAUGGUAAUAUCCAACAAUGAAAAGAAUUCAUUAAUUAGAAGGACAUUCCGAAAGAGUUCUUUAUUUAUCAGCAAGUCCAGGUAUUUGAUUAAUUUAGACUAUUUUUUAGAUGAAUCAACUAUUUUAACUGGAUCUGGAGAUGAGACAUUAAAAUUUUGGAAAAUAUUUCCUACUAAAGUUUCAAAUAAUAUAUCUUCAUUGUUUUCAAUGUGUGAAAUUAGAUGA